UGUCGUCUCUCGCCUCCAGGAGCGACGCGUACAUGGAAAUUGUCCAUUGCCAGUGAGCUGUGCUCUACUUUCGACGAAGUAGAAGAAGCAUCUCCGACACAUUGACCCGUGGCCCAUUGCCUUUGGCUCGAAGAUACAUCGAAGUAACCUUCGAACGUCUGCACCUUCGAAGAACGUCGAACUGUCUCACAGGAUCCUCUCUUCAGCGAUGGCACCAGCCUUUGUGCUUCAGGACGUUUUUCUAUUUGCGGCAUUAAUUUCCUCUUCGGUGACGGCGUACCAAUCACCAACUCGCCUCAUCAUGCAGCCAUAUGAGAGGAAAAUGCUUGUCCAAGGGCGUGUCCAGCCCCUUCGUUCAGGCUUCUGGCCAUCGCUUACUACCAGAACCAUAAAGCUAAAGAGCGCGCAGCAAGGGGGCUGGUUGCCACGGUUCUCUACUGCCCGGACACACGACGACGAACAUGGUGGCGUUAUUUAUAACAAGCUUGACAGAAAGAAGCCACCAAUUCGAACGGAAACAGGUCGAUCUCCAUCGGCACCAAUCAGGCACGAGCCUUGCGACGCUGAUGUGGAUUGCCGCCGGUCACGAACGCUGAUCUGCGUCAAGCGUGCAUACGAACUGCAUGGCCGAUGUCAGUGUCCUUUUUACAGACCGGUCGAAGUUACCAUUGGAGAUAGGACACGUUGUAUUACUGCCAAAGGCAUAUUUGACGAGUGCCGGUCGACAGAGGAGUGCGCGGCAAGCAACCAAAACCUUCAAUGCAUCAACAAGUUGUGCGUCUGUUCGUCUCCUUAUGUGCUGCGAGGAAGCAACGAAUGCGUUCUAGGAAAUGUCUGGGAUGCGAAGCGGAUUCGUUCCGUAUUGGAAGCCGGAUCAGUCUUCCUGGUUAUAGCUCUGGUGACCGGCGCCAUAUGUCUAAUGACCAGAAAAUUUAAGAAGAGAAAUCAGAACAGUGAAAGCCUCGAAUGUAGCACCCUACAAGGAACAAACGGCAUAGUACUCAAUGAAGACGUACGUCCAUGUCCCCGAGCUCCCCAAGCACCUACCCAAAAAGGCAACCUAAUCAAGAAAAUCCCGCGGCUGUCUAUCGCGUACGAUGGUUUGAGGGGCUUGUAUCGUCGAUCCCUUUCCUUUUCCGCGAGAUCCAGUGGCAUCACUGGCGAUCCUGGAGAUACAUCGCAGCACCCAAAGACUCCGAAAAAGUUGUGGCCUCAAGGUGGCUUUCGCUCAAUGGCCAACAAGCUGUAUCAAAAUAAACUCGUGAAUCGCUUGAGAAAGCGAAGCCAACAGGACGAAACUGACCUUCCAUCGCUGUCUCAAUCCACUCUUGAAGAGCGCACCAUGCAGCAAAGCAUGCUGCAGCAAACAGUACGUGACCAAAACUGGCCUCCGCCGGGCAUGUCCCAACAGCAAAUACCGCAGCAGUAUUUCUACGCUGUGCAAGCACAAAGUAUCCCACAAGCUAGUCCAAUGAACAUGCCACACAUUAUGCCACGCACAGUGCCGCAGCAAUACCCUGCACGGAGUAAUGAACUCCCUGCAUAUUCUCACUACGGCGAAGGAGCUAGCAUGCAAAUGCCACAACUUCAGAGAAGCGGUCAGAGCGCUACGUUUACCCGAACGGAAAAUAUGCCAUUCUCCAACGUGGGCAAGUUUUCACACGAAGAGUACCAACGUCCCUCGGAAGGAGGAGCAGGACCUCACCAGUAUGCCUAUUCAACUAAGUACAACGAAGUCGAUCAGAUGGACACUGACGGUGUUGGGAUCGGGCGACCUAUGAGAAGUUGAAACCUCACUAAUCUGUUUGGGUUUGGUUGAAGAGUACAUGCGAAUACCCUUGUGUCGGCAUUUUCCUCUGGCGAAACGGCACCGCGUCCUGAAUAAAAGAUGGUAUACGGUG
Ornithodoros turicata is the source of this 1901-nucleotide messenger RNA. RefSeq lists its product as uncharacterized. Bases 209 to 1789 code for a protein of 526 amino acids. The transcript has 7 exons. The record is from RefSeq and is a predicted model, not a curated record. Lineage: Eukaryota; Metazoa; Arthropoda; Arachnida; Ixodida; Argasidae.